GCAGGGGGCGUCUUUUGUGCGCAGUCACGUCGCUGCUUCGCCGGGCGGGAUUUCCGCAAUAAUAUCAAAUAUGGCGAAAACAUACGACUAUUUGUUUAAAUUACUGUUAAUCGGGGACUCUGGUGUCGGGAAGACAUGUGUCCUGUUCAGGUUCUCAGAGGACGCCUUCAACUCAACGUUUAUCUCCACAAUAGGCAUCGAUUUCAAGAUUAGGACGAUAGAGCUUGACGGGAAGAAGAUAAAGUUGCAGAUAUGGGACACAGCAGGCCAGGAGCGCUUUCGAACAAUCACAACAGCCUACUACAGAGGAGCAAUGGGCAUCAUGCUCGUCUACGACAUCACCAACGAGAAGUCUUUUGAGAACAUCAAGAACUGGAUAAGGAAUAUAGAAGAGCAUGCAUCAUCUGACGUUGAGAAGAUGGUACUUGGCAACAAAUGUGACAUCAAUGACAAGCGGCAGGUUUCCAAAGACAGAGGAGAGAAGCUUGCACUUGAGUACGGAAUCAAGUUCAUGGAGACGAGUGCAAAGGCCAACAUCAAUGUGGAAAAUGCAUUUUUGACGCUCGCCAGAGACAUCAAAUCGAAAAUGGACACAAAAUUGGAGGGCAACACGCCACAGGGAAGCAGUCACGGAGUCAAGAUCUCAGAGCCUCAGAAAAAGACCAGCUUCUUCCGCUGUAGCCUACUCUGAGGACCGGGGCCUUUUCACACUGGCACAGCCCCGCUGGCUGGACAUAAAUGGACUGUGCUCGCUCUUAGCACUUCCUCCUUCCUCUUUCUCCCCCGUCAUGGCCUGUCCUCCCAGUCCACAGAAACCAUUAUAUUCUCAGUAAGCGGAGGCCUUCCCCCUCCUCUCUUCCUCUUCUGAAAGCUUCCAGAGGUGCAUCUCUUCCAUUUUAAAGAGAGAUCUGUCAAAGUGGUGGGCUGGUGGAGGACUUGGCCAGGAUCAUUAUCCAGAUGUUCCACCUCACACAAAAGACAGGCUCUUACUUCUGAAGUUAGUCUCUUCAUUCUAAGCACUGAUGUUUCGCACAGGCGGUAGCACAACUGAGGAUGGGAAAUCAUUUACUAGUUUUGGGAUUGGAAUACAAAUGUGAUAUUUAGAUAUAUUUUUUAUUAGAGCUCUUUCCCUUUUUAUGUGACAGACGUCAACCAGAGGCCGACGGGCUUGAGCUCCAGUGGAACAGAGCUGUUUUCGUUUUCAUUUCAGCAGCUGAUAGUGAAGUCAAGGGUCAGAGAGAAAUUUGAAUUGGAAAGGUUUUCACUUGCGCUUUUGUUUGCGUGUAGUUCUCGACAAUCAUUUGAUGCAUCCAAAAAGAAUAUGUGUUUCUACAAGCCCUGAUCUCUGCUCGCAACUCUUUUCAGUAUUGAGUGCCAGCUCGUAAGUGCUGGGAAGCAGUUUGGAAACAAAAUACUUGACAGCCUGGAAAUGUGUCUAUACAGAUUUAAGUUGUGCUGUCAAAGUGUCGGCUGAACAAUUUAUGAUGGAUUGGCAUGUUUUUGUUGAACCACUCUGAUCUAAGAGAAGGUACUGUAGAAAACGUAAUGUGAAGGUGAUUUAAGUACACGAUAUUGGAACAUAUCUCCCAAGUUCUUCUUGCAAGCACUUAACAACCGCAAUGAAACCUUAAUUUAAAGUUUAAAAGCCCAAGGGGAUGUCCCCCAAGUCCAAAAAGCAUUUAGUUUACCACCACAUUAGAUGAAAAAUGGUGCAAAGUCUCACAUUUGAGAAGCUGAAACCACCAAAUGUUUGGAUUUUUUUGCUUGAAGAGUUGAUUCUUCUCUCUUGAUUGACUCGUGAGGUUGCUUUAAAGAAGAUGAGCCUUUCACUUGAAAAAGUUUUACUUCCAGCUCUGAUUCACAGUCGAGCUAAAUGACGUCUCUGGUUAACUGAUCAGCAAUUUAACAAAACCACUCGAGGAUUCCCACUCUGUGGCCCUUUCCCCUCUGCUAUCCAUGCAGCUCUCCUUGCACUUUACCAAUAUAUUGUGUUUUGUGUGUAGCCUGUGCCAAGUGAUAGUUACAAUUAAUAAAUAAAAAAAACACCUUUGAUCUUUAAUUCUUGGUAAUAUAAUGGGCGUAUUAUACCAAAAUUUACUUAUAAAUGACUCGAUCUCUUAUGCUAUUUCACUGCUAACGAUCCACCGUCCUGUUAUUAGUCCACUUAAAAACAACAGUCGUUUGUGUGUAUUAAAAAAAAAAAAAAAAAAAAA
Mugil cephalus (flathead mullet) is the source of this 2213-nucleotide messenger RNA. RefSeq names its product RAB8A, member RAS oncogene family (gene rab8a). Bases 71 to 691 code for a protein of 206 amino acids. Gene Ontology annotation, molecular function: GTPase activity; GTP binding. Lineage: Eukaryota; Metazoa; Chordata; Actinopteri; Mugiliformes; Mugilidae. The transcript has 8 exons. The record is from RefSeq and is a predicted model, not a curated record. Gene Ontology annotation, biological process: cellular response to insulin stimulus; neurotransmitter receptor transport to postsynaptic membrane; protein secretion. Gene Ontology annotation, cellular component: trans-Golgi network transport vesicle; synaptic vesicle; dendritic spine.